Molecule: messenger RNA, 603 nt
Organism: Pogoniulus pusillus (Red-fronted tinkerbird)
Lineage: Eukaryota; Metazoa; Chordata; Aves; Piciformes; Lybiidae
Product: WD repeat-containing protein 91-like
Exons: 6
Coding region: 1-603 (200 amino acids)
Biological process (GO): early endosome to late endosome transport; negative regulation of phosphatidylinositol 3-kinase/protein kinase B signal transduction
Cellular component (GO): early endosome membrane; extrinsic component of endosome membrane; late endosome membrane
Molecular function (GO): protein binding; phosphatidylinositol 3-kinase inhibitor activity
Source: RefSeq, a predicted model, not a curated record
AUGGAGCACCAGGGGAGGACAGGUGUGGGGGUCAAUGGCUCUGGACAGAGGGUGGCCAGCUUGGAUGUGGGUGGGGGGAUCAAAGUCUGGUCUCUUAACCCCAUCCUGCAAGCUAAAGCUUCCUGCGUGUCCAGAUCUCCGCUGCUGUCUCUGGGAUGGGCCAAAAGGAGCUCGAGGCUUCUCCUGCCUGGCAGCAGGGUCAGGGCGCUUGGUCCGUGUGACACAGCAGCCAAGAGGAGUCUCUGUGCAAUCAGCACUGAUGAGGCCAUGCCCAGGAGCCUCUCGCUUGCCUGCAGCCCAAGUGGUGCCUCCUGUGUCUGCUCUGCAGCAGCUCCCAGCCCCAUCUCCCAUGUGGACAUCUCAGCAGUAAGCUCUGGUGGCAAAAGCAUGAACCAAACUCCUGGGAAACUGCUGCUGUGCGACACUAAAACAAGGAAGCAGCAGGGACUUCUGCAGUUCUCCCUGGAGCCUGAGCCCAUUGCUAUUCACUGCACAGCUUUCAAUCACAAGGGCAACCUGCUGCUGCUGGGGGCUGCAGAUGGGACUGUUGGUCUCUUGGGCAGGGAGCAGAAGCACCUGGGGGCAUUGCUUGCCAGCAGCUGA